Salvelinus fontinalis (brook trout) is the source of this 3285-nucleotide messenger RNA. Its product is annotated as pleckstrin homology domain-containing family A member 1-like. The record is from RefSeq and is a predicted model, not a curated record. Bases 187 to 1536 code for a protein of 449 amino acids. Gene Ontology annotation, molecular function: PDZ domain binding. Gene Ontology annotation, cellular component: cytoplasm; membrane. Lineage: Eukaryota; Metazoa; Chordata; Actinopteri; Salmoniformes; Salmonidae. The transcript is spliced from 13 exons.
AAAAUUGUAAUCGCUCUGCUCCACGCCCCUGCCCUCUACCUAAGCACUGGAAUAUGUAGGAAAUAUCCGUGGAGAGAUGGGCUGAAACUCCUUUCGGUUCAUCCUAAAAGAUUUCUCAAGCGGCCUAUAGGAUUUCCGAAAGAACAUAAAUAUCAUACAGGGGAAUGAGCAGGCUGAGGUGGGGAGAUGCCUUACGUGGAUCGGCAGAACCGGAUCUGUGGCUUCCUGGACAUUGAGGAGAAUGAGAACAGUGGCAAGUUCCUCCGACGCUACUUCAUCCUGGACACCAAGGAGGGUAGCCUGGUGUGGUACAUGGACAACCCACAGAACCUGCCCAAAGGAGCUGAAAAUGUUGGCUCCCUCAAACUCACCUACAUCUCCAAGGUGAGUGAUGCCACAAAGCUGCGACCAAAGGCGGAGUUCUGCUUCGUCAUCAAUGCUGGUAUGAGGAAGUUCUACCUCCAGGCCAAUGAUCAGCAGGAUCUGGUAGAGUGGGUCAACGUGCUCAACAACGCCACCAAGAUCACAGUGCCAAAGUCGGGGGAUGGCCAGCCCAGUGCAGAGAUGACCCAGGAGGGGCUGGGUGCCACAAAGCAAAUCUCCUAUAAGACAGAGAUCAUAGGUGGAGUCCCCAUCAUCACUGCCACACAGGAGCAGGGCGACGGGGGGCAGAACGGAGCAGAGCGGGGGAGCCAGCGGAAGGCCCACAGCCAGCUGCCCUACUUCCUGGGGCGAGGGGCGCAGGACCAGGCUCUCAUCAAGGCUGGAUACUGUGUGAAGCAGGGAGCCGUGAUGAAGAACUGGAAGAGGAGAUACUUCUUACUGGAGGAGAACGCGGUCAGCUACUUUAAGUCAGACCUGGAGAGGGAGCCUCUGCGUGUGAUCCCGCUGAAAGAGGUUCACAAAGUUCAGGAGUGCAAACAGAGUGACUUAAUGCAGAGGGACAAUCUAUUUGAAGUCGUCACAAGCUCAAGGACCUUCUACAUGCAGUCGGACAGUCCAGAGGAGAUGCACAGCUGGAUCAAGGCCAUCUCAGGAGCCAUUGUGGCCCAGCGGGGGCCCGGACGCUCAGCUGCCUCUAUGCGUCAGGCCCGUCGGCUGUCGAACCCUUGUAUACAGAGGUAUACAUUCCGCAAUGGAGCACAGCGACCACUCUACCACCAGCAUCCCUUCCAGCUUCUACUGCAGCAGCAACCACGGGGGACCCCCCGCCCCUCGCUCGCCCGUCCAGGCAGAGCCACCCUACCCCCAGCCCCAGGGGGGCCCGGGCCCUUACCUGGGACAGCCAGGACUUCAUGGGCCUGCUGCCCUGGAGAGGCCACCCGGAGGCACCACCACCACCCCGCUCCCGCCUCUCCCUCCAGGAGACCCCCCGCCUGUCCAAGUGAGCGCCUCGUCCCUGUACCACACCAACGCCGACCGGGAGGACCGGUCGCCAUGGAGACGGCGCAGCGAAGUAGAGAGCGACCAACUGGAAAUCUCCACCCUCAGCUUCGAGGACUCAGAUCUGCAUGUCAGCCAGGUGUGAGCCUCUAGUCUAACCCCUGACCUUUGACCUCUAACCCCUGCCUCACAGGACACCGCAAGCUCUCACCCAUAACCCCACUCCCCCUUCCCUCCACCACCUGUCCUUCACUCCCCAUGCACAGUGGAUGCAGGUGGAUUCACACUGACACAAAGGGGACUGGGCAGUUAUCACCAAUGACAAACGGAAAGCCAAUCAAAAGUGACCAAAAAAUGGAGCUGAACCAAUCAGAGCCGACCUGGCCCUCAGGAAGACAGGAAGUGGUCCCUGGUUGUCAUUAGGUGAAUGCACCAAUUUGUAAGUCGCUCUGGAUAAGAGCGUCUGCUAAAUGACUUAAAUGUAAAUGUAAAUGUAAAUGGUUGUGAUUGGUGAUCGUCUACUCUACCCCUGUAUCGAGAGCUUCUCUUAACAGAGCCAAUGGCGUGAUGUGUCAGGAGAAGGAGACCUUGUCAGGUGUUUGGUUUUAGUUCAGUCUCUUUCGUUGUUGAUAUUUCUGUUGGGUGUUGCUCUUUCUCUCUUGGUGUUGGCAUUGUGUGGUAUGAUUCAAUUACAUCAUCCCUUGUCCAUUGGCUAAAGAGGUUACUGAUUUAGCUUACUCUGCUGAGAAACUCAAUGCUCACGUUUCUUACCUUCUCCACCUUCUCCUUCUUCUCCCUGACGUCACGUGAUUUACUGUUAUCAGGGUUGUUGGGCCUAAUUUAAAGAGGCGUUAGAUGUUAUUUUUAUUGAUAGUUAUGUAAACGAAAAAGUUGUAACUGUCGACAAUGAGACAACCCCACUCGUAUACACAAUGGUUUAGAUUUGUAUGUACUUUUAAGAUGUUAGAUAUAUUUUCUUUUAAGCUGACCAUUUAGUUUUUAUCCAAAGCAUGCCGUUGUGGAAACACCUAAUGAAAUAUGAAACCAAAAUCUUAAAAAGAACCUGUUGAAAUUCCGUGCACCAUUCUUGCUUUCGGGUGUUUUUUGGAGUGAGUGGGUCUUGUGUAUAUUUCUGUUUUUAGUACUCCUUUAGAAAUGCUUUGAGUCCUUAUGCUCUAAUGAAAGUUACACCUGUUGUGUUCGUUCAGACUCUCUCUUUCUCUCUCAAUCAGUCACACACACACACACACACACACACACACACACACACACACACACACACACACACACACACACACACACACACACACACACACACACACACACACACACACACACUGUCACACCAAGGUGUUUUGCCAAAUUUAAGUCCUGCACUGUAAUGUUAUGUGCCUGUCAACGUUAGCAUGCAUUUGUAUAGUGACUUCUCCCUCAGGAGGACAGAUAUGCACAGUACAGUACAAUACAUCUAUAGGCCUGUGGGUAUGGCCUUUUAACUGGCACUUUGUGGAUACAAUGUGGGCAGAUAAUCUGCCCGCUACACUUGAUCUGUUUUAUGGGUGUUCCUUUGACGUCCUCUUCUCUACUGUAUGAGUACUGUACUACUUUUCUCAAUGCUGUGACGGUUUGUUUGCGUGUCUGUGGGGAAGACAUAGGGUACCUGCGUUGCCAAUAUGGUGGAAGACGGGAGGAGGGUUUGACCUUUGGCCUCAGCUGUGUGCUCUUCCUGUUUUUACUGUGUUGCACAACUCUUACUGUAAUAGCUGCUGAAGUGCCUGCGUUCUUUCUAUAGAGGAAAAAAAAACAAGAAGCUAUUUUGACCCUUUUAAUUGUGUACCUGAUGUUCUUAAAUCGUGUGCAUUAUUUAUUAAGUGGAGUUUGAAAAUAAAUCAAUGGAUUCAA